AUGCGCCUGCCUGCCUCUCCGGUUGGCCCGGUGGCCGGUUCCGCCGAACUGGCUUCUGAAGAGAUGCGUCUUCUUCUUCUCCGCUGGACGGAGCUUUUAAAAGCAAUGGGGUCCGAGAGCGCCCUUUUCGUGGAGGCGUCUGCAUCCGCCCACAUGGACUUUCAUGUGCAGCGGGUGGCUGCCAGGUUUGCCCCUUCCACGUUGCAGCGUUACUUCGAUGCCUGGCUCAACUGGGUUUCCUUCUGCCGUCUGGCCGGGGCCAAUCAUUUGUCCCCGCCUCCUGGUCUGCUCCCGGACUGGUUGCGCAGCCAAGCCAGUAAACAGGGUCUGUCAACCAUGCAGCUCAAGGCUCUAUCGUGGUUCUGCAAGACGGCGGGUCUGCCGGCCCUUAAAGCGGCUCUGCUGUCCCCGGUCUGUCAGGCUUUCUCCGUUGCUUCCUCCCCUACGGAGCACCGAGAAAGCCUGCCACUGAGCUUGAGCUUUGUUGUGUGGCUCGAAUCCCUGGUUCUGGACCCGUCCGCAUCCGCGGCCGAAAUUCUCAGGGUCGGUUACCUUCUGCUCUGUAUCUGGGGCAGCUUACGUUGGGGCGAUGCUCUCUGGGUCCCUCCUCGUCGUCUUCAUUACCAGCCGCAAGCGUCUGCGCUGGUGGGUACGUGCCUUCGUACUAAAACCACUAAAAGAGGAAUGCCAUUUGGCAUCCUCACUUCUGGCCUUCUUGGCUCCGCCUCCGCGUCUUGGGCACUCCGUUUCCUCAGCACCCUAUCUCAGUGUGCUGCGGAUACCAUGCGGAUCUCCCCGGGUCGCUCCCUGGACUUUGUUCCUGCCACCCUGUCCGGGUCCGAAUCUCGUCCGGUCAUGGGUGGUCCCCUCAAACGGGAUAAGAUGGUUCUGUGGCUUCGGGGCUUACUUCUCCGUCACUGGCAUCUUCAUUCAACGUCCCCGCCUCCGGCUGCCUUUGGCCUGGUGGCGGCACAUUCUCUGAAAUGUACGUUACUGGCAUGGGGUCGCCAGCUCGGGUCUGAGUCUGAACUGCGUCGCAUCCAAGGUCACCACCGACUUUCUGGCUCCGACCAAUCAGUCUCCCUUUACUCCAGGGACGAUAUUAUCCCCAUGCUUCGCUUUCAGCGACAGCUGGUGCUGGCCUUGCGCUCCGGAUUCCGGCCCUUGCAACCGGUUGCGCGCGGCCUGGACGAGCCUCUGCCGGAUUUUCCGGUCACCUUGCCUGCUCCAACUGGCCUUCCGUCGGAUUUUUCACUCACGCCCGACUGCUUCCCGGAGGCUGCCCCACUGCCGGCUGCUCUUCCUUCCCCUCCUCCCCUCGCCGCGCCGGACCCCGCCUCCGUCAAGGAAGAAGACCUUGUUUCUCUUUCUUCCGAAUCCAGUGAAGCUCCCUCUGAUGAGGAAGUUCCGGUCGUGGCCGGGGAGGCUCACGAGGCCGAGGUUGAGCCGGAACCGUCUCCCAUGGGGGAACCGCCAGUGGUCACUCCCUGGUCGUCCGCGCCCUCCUCGGCUAAUUGUGGGUCGUCGGCGUUUCCUUCUGGUUCUGCCGCGAUGCCUGCUUCGGCCGCUCCGCCUCGUCGCUGCAGCACUGACGGUGGUGGCCCCAGCAAUCCUUAUGCACUCUGGCUCAAUCCGCAGGCUUCGGAUGGACAGAUCCUGGAUUCUUUGACAUACUAUCCACCGGAGCUCCGAGCCCGUCUGCUGUUCUUGCUGUCUGCCCUGGAGCACCGUACUCUGGUGCCUCCUGGUCCUCCGUUUGACCCACGUAUGCAGCGCAUCUUGGGGUCGCCUCCGCCGCCUCCGUCGAUGCCCUCCGAACCCACUAUUGUGAGGCGGGGGCGUGAUCGCGGCAGGGUCCUCGGCAUGCACACUGUGCAGCAGCAGUCUGGCCCGCCGGACCUUUGCAUGCUGCCGUGCAUCAACCCGGACUGUGACCGACUCUGCGGCCGCCCCAUCCGGGGCCGGGGUCACCGCACGCAUGCUUGCGCCCGCUGCCACCGGUUGCACGGGUACUAG
Symbiodinium sp. CCMP2592 is the source of this 2016-nucleotide messenger RNA. NCBI's taxonomy places the organism in Eukaryota, Dinophyceae, Suessiales, Symbiodiniaceae. The record is from the annotation of a GenBank genome assembly.